Molecule: messenger RNA, 3926 nt
Organism: Aspergillus nidulans FGSC A4
Lineage: Eukaryota; Fungi; Ascomycota; Eurotiomycetes; Eurotiales; Aspergillaceae
Product: putative transcription factor SipA3
Exons: 6
Coding region: 1-3846 (1281 amino acids)
Cellular component (GO): endoplasmic reticulum subcompartment; membrane; cytoplasm
Source: RefSeq, a predicted model, not a curated record
AUGUCGACCCAGCCGCAGACACCCUUACCCCAGGUCGGGAAGCUUGUCAGUGUGGUUCCCGUGGGGUUAAAAGAGGCUGCCCUCGACUCGCCCACCUUCCGUGCCACCACUCUUCACUUCUCUGAUCAGAUCGAAUACACCGAACGAUGGCUCGAUGGUUACGCGAAGGCCGCAUCCCGUCUCGCCACGGAGCUCGCGGCAUUGGAGGGGAUAGUUGGCGCAUUUCUCUCCUACUCUACGAAUCCUCUAAUGGUCUCGGAGGCUAUUCUGGAUCAUGACUAUACGCUGUCGUCAAUGCGGAGAUGUGGUGAGAGUUCGAAGGACAUGUGGAAUGGUCUGGUCUUUGCAGCACGAAAAAUAGAGAACAUUGUCUCAGAACCCAUCAGGAUCUUCAUUCAAGAGGACUUGCGGAGCUUCAAGGAGAACCGGCGUAUCCUUGACCAGACACAGAAACAGUACGACACCUUGCAAGCAAGAUACUCGUCUCAAUCUAAGUCCAAGGAGCCUUCGGCUCUCAGAGAGGAUGCAUUUCAACUUCAUGAGGCCCGCAAAGCUUACCUUAAGGCGUCAAUGGAUUUUUCUGUGCAGGCGCCACAGAUUCGGAAUGCACUGGACCGGCUUCUGAUUCGUGUCUCUUUCGAUCAAUGGAGGGAGCUGAAGACACUUCACAGUAACCAUGCGGGAGUAUUUGCGAAGUGGAGCCAGGAAAUGGACCGCAUUAAGGGCUGGGUGCAUGAAAUGGAAGGGAGCGAGAGAUACUCUAAACGGGAGCUUUUUUCCGCUCGAAGCCAGAUUGAGGACGCCGCAGAGGUCGCUGCUCGGCCAUCGCGGGAAUUGGAAGACUAUUCUGUAUCCACAGUCCCAUAUCUCGGCUCUCGUCCGUUGUCGUUCAACACGAAAGAUGCACGCCCUGAGAAGCAAGGGUGGGUUAAUUUACGCACGGUGUCAAGCAGACCAACUCGCACUACUUGGGUCAGGCGUUGGGCUUUCUUGAAGAACGGAAUAUUUGGUUGCCUAGUGCAGGGCAUGCGGACGGGCGCUGUCGAAGAAACCGAGAGGAUCGGAGUGCUGCUUUGCAGUAUUCGCCCGGCAUUCCAGGAAGAGAGGAGGUUCUGUUUUGAGGUAAAGACGAAGAGCAACAACAUAAUGCUUCAAGCAGAAACUCAGAAGGAGCUCAUGGACUGGAUUUCCGCGUUCGAGGCCGCGAAGCGGAAGGCAUUGGAGAAUCCGGCGAGCACCGAUGUUUCAGUUUCUGGAAAACCUACUGUUCAAGAUCCCGCAUUCGCUAUUUCUCAGCCACCGGCACCUGAGUUUGCCGCCGAUCCCACAGACUAUUUGACGCCAAAUGUAAGCGAUGAGCAAAUCUCAUCGGAUCGCAAUGGCAUGCUUCCCCUUCCUGACCGGGACCCAUCCACUUUUCGCAACAGCAGUGACCUCGGUGGCCACAGGCGACUGACACUUGACCCUGAAAGCCCUGCGAAGGACCACACUUCACGACUUAUCCAAAAGCUCGAUUUACACCGACGGUCUAAUAAUGCAGUUCAAUCUUCUACUUCUAUACCCGGUGCUGGAGGUGGCAUAAGCAGCCUUAUCUCUGCCAGUCACAGUGCUAUCUUGUCGGCCGAGAUUGAUACGAAUAAGUUACUACCCCCGUCGACCCUUACGCCCAUGACGUUGGCAAAUCCACCAGCCCCAACAAAUCUGAGCAAGGCGACUGUACUUGUGAGCAACGAGAGGGGGUUGGGGGUAGGCCUUGGUGACAGGACAGGCGGUAUGCCUAGCGGCAUGAUGGCAAAUCUGUGGGGAAGCUCGAAUUGGGGCUUUAUGAAUAAGCUUGAACUUGAGUAUGCUGGUGUUUCAGAAGAAAAAAUACAAAACCAGGAGCCAGGAACCGCAGAUCUCGACACAACAGGUGGCUCAGCUGGUAGUAAAUUGAAAGCGCGUCAUAGACCAACUGUGAGCUUGGAUGGUGACGCUUCUAAAGUGCAGCGGGCGAUCCUUGGGAUUGCGCAUGAGUACCCCGACUAUUAUCCUCCCCAGCUGAAGAUACAAGACGCUCAGUUUCGACUCCUCUUCCCUAACGUUAAGAAGGAGGAGCCCCUGGUCCUGGUGUUCCGAGCGACCUGGAACCCCAACGACCAACAAGAGUUUCCUGGUCGAGCUUAUGUUACUACGCGGAACAUUUACUUUUACAGCCACUACUUCGGCUUGGUACUUACUACGAGUGUUUCUCUGGAGAAGAUCAAGGAAGUCACUGGGGCUCCUGGAAGAGACUGUGACUUCCUCUUCCUACAUACCAUUCCCCCCCCUGGGAAUGACACCCCCGGUCGAAUCACGGUGAAAACUUUUCUGGAGCCGCUCAAGGUUCUACAAAAGCGGUUAAACUUCUUGAUCCACGAUUCCACAGCUGUUGAACCUAUGGAGCUAGAAGCCAUUUUCAAGACACUAAACAAGAUGGCGACAGAGCAGUUCACACGAACACCCAGCCUGGACAGCUGGGAGGACGUUACUGUGGGAGAUAAAACAUGCGAAGCCGAGGAUACCAAGAAGGCUACUCUCCAAUCAGCAAUAUACAUUGACAAGAACUUGGAUUUGAACAGGGCUAGAGCUGGUAGUGACGCCCCCAAGUUCAGGCUUCCUAACCAACCCGUGCAACAUCAAACAAGGCCCAUGGGUCGGACUGAUGUGAAAGCGAUAUCGGACUACCAGUUAAUUGAUGUCCUCAAUGACCAUCUGUGCUAUGUGAUUACGGACAAAAGAACUCCGUGGCACCUUCCUUUCAGGCGUAAUUUCAGGCUAGUCAAUAAGAUUGUGAUCACGUUCGUUGCGAAAGGGAAGUGCAAGCUUUCCGUUUACACCAAAGUGGAAUGGCUAUGGUCCCCUUACGGAAUCCAACGGGUGAUUAACAAACAGGCUAUGGGCGACUUGGAAGAAGAUGCGAUGGACCUUGUCGACCUCGUUGGGGAUCAGGUGCGCAAGCUCGGUGUGCACAGCCGAACCAAGAAAGCAAUCACUAUCUUCGGCCAUGUUGGACGACAGGCUCUAACAUCGCAGUUCAAUAUUGGCCCGGAUGCAAAGGUGGAGCGCCGCAGACCACGCACUCAAAGAACGCUUUUCCAGAUGCUUUACGAGACCUUCGUAUCGUUCUUCCAGAGCGCUAUUUCAUCCAUAAUUAUUUGGAUAUUUGGCUCUUUACGCUGGGUUUUCAAGACUGCGAACGCCAAUAAGAUCAUAAUUGCGCUCCUUGCAUCCAGUGUCUUGUUGAACGGUUUCUAUUCGACGCGGGCCACAGCCGACUGGUGGCACGAACGAAAUGUUGAGAACUUCAUGGCUCGUAUGGGGAUUCACCCAGACCAGGUUAUGACCAAAGCUAUCUACAUGCGUGACAUCGACGAGGAAAUCGCCAACUCGACUGUGGGACAAAGUGACAACGUUAGUGAUUGUUUCUAUACAUUCCAGCAGCAGACCAUACGGGAUUCUUCUGUGCCGGUGUCGCUCAGUACAUCCAGCAGAGAGGCGGUAGCCCGAGGUGCAACUAGAAGGAUACAGCAAACUCGCGAACGUCUCGGCGUUUAUCGAUACAACCUCCUUGUUGCUCUUCGGGUGGUUAACAGCAUCGAAAAAGAAGUUCUCCAGAGUGAGUGGGAACGCUGGCUACAGCAAGAGCUGCGGCGCUGCCGCCAGGUUGAAAACCUGCUCACGGCGGACGGCGAUGACGAGAGCGGGACAGAGGGAAGCCAGACUGUGCUGAGAGGACUCGACGGCGACGUAAGGCAGUGGUAUGAGACGUAUUGCUCGAGCUGCCAGAAGGAGCAAGAGCGAUUUGUCACGGAGGCUCAAACCUGACUGGAGGACCCGCGGCAAUGCAAUGACUUCAUCUUGAAAUAAUACCCGCUUAGGACAGCCAGAUUGUCCGUUUGUUGAAG